Penicillium antarcticum is the source of this 1014-nucleotide messenger RNA. RefSeq lists its product as uncharacterized. Lineage: Eukaryota; Fungi; Ascomycota; Eurotiomycetes; Eurotiales; Aspergillaceae. Gene Ontology annotation, molecular function: dioxygenase activity. The coding region runs from base 1 to 1014 and encodes 337 amino acids. The record is from RefSeq and is a predicted model, not a curated record. The transcript is spliced from 3 exons.
AUGCCGUCAGCAGAGUCCUCUGUUUCUAUCCCGAUCAUCGAUUUUCAAAAAUUCACCCAAGGGUCAGCAACUGAAAAGACAGAAUGUAGCGAUUUGCUGCGUCAAUCGCUCUCGACACAUGGAUUCGCAAGGAUCAUAAAUUCGGGUAUCCCAAACCAGGAUAUCGAUCGGUGCUUUCAAUUUGCCGAUCAAUUUUUCCAAAUGCCACAUGAGUCAAAAGAAGGCAUUGCCAAUGUUGCUGGCCCAGCCCCGCAACGAGGUUGGAGUCGCUUGGGGGCCGAGAGUUCCUCCUCGCUGUAUAGCAAGUUGAUCAAAGGCAAAACAUCCAAAGGGCUCUCAGACUCUCGAGAGCAUUUUGAUCAAGGCCACGAACAAGAUACCUCGUAUCCCAACAAAUGGCCAUCAGAGGAAGAUCUUCCCGACUUCCGCACAUUCAUGCAAUCGUUCUACAAAGACAGCGAGCGCAUCAGUCUUCAACUCCUCGAAGCUCUUGAAAUUUCCAUGUCCUUGCCCACAGCAACUUUCCAGAGUCGCAUCCACGAUGCCAGUGAGCUCCGCAUGAACCAUUACCCUACCAUCAGCGUGGAGACCAUCCAAGAAGGCAAGGUUAACCGCAUCUGGCCGCACUUCGACCUCGGUGUUCUGACCAUGUUGUGGACAUCUGGAGCUUCAGGACUCGAGUUCCAGAAUCGUCUCGACACCAACGGCACAUCGUUCAUCCCUGUGGUCCCGGUGUCGCAAUAUGAAAUGAUCAUCAACGUGUCAGAGACGCUUCAGCGCUGGACAAACGAUGUCUUGCCUGCGGGUUUGCAUCAGGUCAGCCUUCCGCCGAAUCUGAAGGGGGUGGAUGAGGGUAUUAUCCCUGAGAGGUUCUCUAUUGCCUAUUUCUGUAAGGCGAAUAGGAAUACCUCGGUCGGCGCUUUGGCCCCUUUUGUUGAUCCUGUUCAGGGGGCUAAGUAUGAGGAUAUCACGGCUAUUGAGUACCAUCAGUCGAGAUUGAAGGCUGCGUAUUGA